AUGCACUGUAUUUACCAGAUUCAGGUUGCAUGGUCGAAACAAGUCCGACUCACCUUCGACAAUUUUGACAUAGAAGUUGUACAGAAUGAUGAGUGCUCAUAUGAUAACGUCGCAGUGUAUGAGUCUUACGUUAGUCCAACGGAACAUGGAAAAUUGUUAGGAAGAUUCUGUGGCACCAUGCUUCCGCCUACGCUUCUUUCAAGCACGUACAAGAUGGCCGUAGUGUUCAGCUCAGAUCGUUCAAUUGCUGGAAAUGGAUUUUCGGCUAGAUUUGAAGGAGUUGAUCCGUCAACCGACUGUGAUCGUACUUACACAGAACCUGUGGGUCAAAUUAUCUUUGAUGGUACCCGAGGGCGAUAUUCGCAAUGUGACUUUCACAUUUCUGUUAUUUCGACUGCCCGUCUUGUGCUAAAAAUGAAUAAUAUGAGCAUUCCUUGCUUCAAAUCGCAGCUCAUUCUAAGAAACGGUGCUACUGACCAGUCGCCUGGGUUCGCAUCCCUCAACACCGAAUCAUCGGUAUGCGAUGAGUAUCCGAUGCCAACCCUGCGAUCGCAUGGUAGUCGAGUGUUCCUUCGACUGCAAACCACAGAUUCAUCGUACACCUUCUUCAACAUAAGCUAUGAACAGAUAAUUUCUUCCUGCGGAGGACAUGUUGAAGGAGUGUCUGGAUCCAUUGCCGCUCCUCAAUAUCCGCUGAAAGAUUCGCGAAGUUUGGAUUGCGCAUGGACAAUUGCAGUAGCUCUUGGAAAUCGUGUUCGUUUCUCGCUUGUUAACAUAGACGAUUUGAAAUCUAGCGACGAUAAUGGGUUCUGCGGAAUGUUUGCAGCGAAUCGACUUGAUGUCCUUGAUGGCCCUCAUAGUGACGCUCGACUAAUGAGACGCUAUUGUCGCAAGGUGGUUGGAGCUGAGCCACUGACGUCAGAUGAUCAUGAGAUUGCUGUUCGAUAUAAACAACAUGGUGGCGCUAUGCUUGGUCCUUUAUACGGAUUUAUGGCGCAUUUCUCAACGGGUCAGUAG
Molecule: messenger RNA, 1017 nt
Organism: Strongylus vulgaris
Lineage: Eukaryota; Metazoa; Nematoda; Chromadorea; Rhabditida; Strongylidae
Source: the annotation of a GenBank genome assembly